Messenger RNA from Rhododendron vialii, 2346 nucleotides. RefSeq names its product outer envelope protein 61. The transcript is spliced from 11 exons. Gene Ontology annotation, molecular function: protein binding. NCBI's taxonomy places the organism in Eukaryota, Viridiplantae, Streptophyta, Magnoliopsida, Ericales, Ericaceae. Bases 284 to 2056 code for a protein of 590 amino acids. The record is from RefSeq and is a predicted model, not a curated record.
AUUUCUACCAGAUCAAUAACUCCCUCAUCCAAUGGGGCAUAUUCUCUGGAAUGUAUCUUACAAAGGGCUGCCAAUAGCCAAACACGAUCAAAAUUACAGUACGGUACAUAUAUUCCUCCGCAAUAAGCAUUCACAAAUUUCCUCCCCAAACUGCUCUCGGUCUCCUCCAAAUCGUCUCUCCUCUGCCUUGUUUCGAUUCUUCCAAUACGAACCCUAAAAUCUUCCUGAUAGUCGCAUCGGAAUCGGUCUCGCACUAGGUUUCCGUGUGGAACGGGGUUGAGAAAUGUUUAACGGCAUGAUGGAUCCCGCGUUGAUCAAACUCGCCCAGGAGCAGAUGGGUCGCAUGUCGCCUGCCGAGCUGACCAGAAUUCAGCAACAGAUGAUGUCUAAUCCUGACUUGAUGAAAAUGGCUUCGGAAAGCAUGAAAAACAUGAGGGCUGAAGACUUGAGGAAUGCUGCUGAACAGUUGAAAUACACUCGCCCAGAAGACAUGGUUGAGAUAGGUGAGAAGAUGGCGAAUGCAAGCCCCGAAGAGAUAGCUGCAAUGCGUGUGCGUGUUGAUGCACAAGCCACAUAUGAAAUAAAUGCUGCUGACAUGCUGAAGAAACAGGGUAAUGAGCUUCACAGCCAGGGAAGAUAUAAGGAGGCAGUGCAAAAAUACUUGCUUGCAAAGAAGAACUUGAAAAGCAUUCCAUCCUCCAAAGGCAGAGUCCUCUUGUUGGCAUGUUCUCUUAACAUGAUGUCAUGUUACUUAAAAACAAGGCAGUAUGACGAGUGCAUAAAAGAAGGCACUGAGGUCUUGGCAGGUGAUGCCGAGAAUGUCAAAGCUCUUUACCGGAGGGGUCAAGCUUAUAAAGAAUUAGGACAAUUGGAAGAUGCAGUCUCUGACUUGAGUAAAGCACAUGAAGUUUCCCCAGAGGAUGAAACUAUUGUAGAUGUCUUAAGGGAUGCCAAGGAAAGAUUAGUGAGAGAAGGUGGUGGCAGUACAUCGAGAAGAUUGGUUAUUGAAGAGAUAACGGAAGAAGAGGAGACCGUGUCGUCGGAAAAUUAUGAUGGGUCAACUGCAAAAUAUUCCGUGUCACCACCACAGGAAACCAGUGGCAGCUCUAAGAGUCAAGCUGGAAUCAAUAUUGAGGCUCCUUCAACAAAUGCAGAGUGUGUCCAGGCUUUAAAAGAUGAUCCAGAAGCUAUGAGAUCCUUUCAAAACUUCAUGUCUCAAGCCGAUCCUGAAACUCUAGCUUCCAUGAGUGGUGGAAAUGCUGAAGGGAUAUCUCCUGAUAUGAUUAAGACUGCCUCAAACAUGAUAAGCAGGAUGUCUCCUCAAGAACUUCAAAAAAUGCUCCAAAUGGCUUCUUCAUUCCAGGGGGAGAAUAACCCAUUUGUUAAGGGAGUUUCUUCAGACAACAGCUUCAGACCUGGGCCAUUUCCCACUGACGUGACACCUGACAUGAUGAAAAUGGCAAGUGAUAUGAUGAGUAACAUGCCAGCUGAGGAGCUUCAGAAAAUGUUUGAAAUAGCAUCAUCUUUGAAAGGGAAAGAUUCAGUGUCAACGGCAUCAGCAUUAAAAUCGAACGGUUUCAGGUCAGAUACUGGAUCAAAACAAUCUAGGGAAAGUUUUUCUGUCAGGGGAGAUCAUAUUGGUGAAAGUAGUUCUUCUAAUGGGUUUUCUAAUUCAAGAAGUGUUCCUCAAUCAAGCUUCCCCAAUUCAACUGCUGAUUUGCAACAACAAAUGCAAAAUCAGAUGAACGAUCCAGCCAUGCGGCAGAUGUUCACUUCGAUGAUUAAAAACAUGAGCCCGGACAUGAUGGCAAACAUGGGGGAACAAUUCGGAUUAAAGCUUUCUCGAGAGGAUGCAGAAAAAGCUCAACAAGCCAUGUCAUCUUUGUCACCAGAUACCUUGGAUAAAAUGAUGAAGUGGGCAGAUAGGAUUCAGAGAGGAGUGGAAGUUGCGAGGAAGACAAAAAAUUGGCUACUGGGGAAGCCUGGUAUGAUUAUGGCGAUAUUUAUGCUCAUUUUAGCAUUCAUCCUCCACCGGCUAGGCUACAUCGGAAGUUAAGAGUGGGAAUUCUCUAAAUCACUGUCAUCAUCCAUCGACUGAACAAGAGGUGUCAACUUAAAUUUUCCAUUAGAACUAAUUCAGAUCAGGGGAUCGGAUUGAAGUUAGGACGAAACGUCUGCUGGUGGAGGGAAGACACAUCCACCGGCGUAUUUGUUUUUGUAUGUUAGUUGGAUGAAUUGUAAUUCAUUAUUUGCGCUCUUUGAUGCUCCUAUAAUAAUUAUUAUACUACGGAAGUUCCGAGUGUAUUUUUCAGAACAUUGACAAUGACAAGGAAAACCAUUUCCAUA